CCGAAACACAAAACACAUGGAGACGACAUUCGAUUCUCUAUAUAAAUCCAUGGAUAACCCCUGCGAAUGCUUCGCAUUACACAUACAGAAUCCUUCCCCUUCUGAUCAUCACGAGCUCUGAAAUUAAAUCAUAGGGGUUCUGGGUUCUUCUAAAUCUAAUCGAUUGCUCGCAGAUGGAAUCCGAGAACCAUGAACAUGGACACACUGUCGACAUAUCUGCUGCCCUUCCAUCUGAAGAGAACAACAGGCAAACUGUAAGCAAGGUUUGUGGUGGAGCACCAUGUGGAUUCUCAGACUCAAAAACCACUUCCAGGGAGGCAAAAGAAAGAUCGGCAUCAAUGUGGAAACUCUGGUUUGGAGUGAUCCUGUGUAUCAUAUUUAUGAGCGUAGAAGUUGUAGGUGGAAUCAAAGCAAACAGUCUGGCAAUCCUUACAGAUGCUGCUCAUCUCUUAUCAGAUGUUGCAGCUUUUGCAAUCUCUCUGUUCUCUGUUUGGGCUUCUGGAUGGGAAGCCACACCCAGGCAAUCAUACGGGUUUUUCAGGAUUGAAAUUCUUGGGACUUUAGUUUCGAUCCAAAUCAUUUGGUUGUUAACUGGAAUCCUAGUUUAUGAAGCCAUUGAGCGUCUCCUUCAUGGCACAGUUGAUGUUGAAGGCAGUCUAAUGUUUGGCAUCGCGUCAUUUGGCUUGAUCGUCAACAUUCUCAUGAUGUUCAUACUAGGCCAUGACCAUGGCCAUGGCCAUAGCCAUGGACAUGGACAUGGACAUGGACAUGACCAUGAUCAUGACCAUGGUGAAGAUGAUGUUCAUAUCCAUGGAGUUAGUGUCACAACCCACCAACACCACCAUCAUGAUCAUGAUCAUGGUCAUGGUCAUGAACAUGAUCAUGAUGAAGGACACAAUGAGCCUCUGUUGAAAACGUAUUCUUCAAAAGAAACGAAGAAAAGGGGGAAUAUAAAUGUGCAAGGUGCGUAUCUUCAUGUUUUAGGGGAUUUAAUACAGAGUAUCGGGGUAAUGAUAGGGGCAGGGGUAAUAUGGUACAAACCAAGCUUAAAAGUAAUAGAUCCGAUAUGUACUUUGCUGUUUUCGGUUAUUGUUCUGUAUACAACCAUCAACAUGCUCCGUGACAUAUUGGAGGUAUUAAUGGAGAGCACACCAAGAGAAAUCGAUGCAACGAGUCUUGAAAGAGGGCUUUGUGAAAUAGAAGAAGUGGUUGCGAUUCAUGAGUUGCAUAUUUGGGCAAUUACUGUUGGGAAAGUGCUGUUGGCAUGCCACGUCAGGAUCAGGCCUGAAGCUGAUGCUGAUAUGGUUCUUGAUAAGGUCGUGGAUUAUAUCAAAAGAGAGUAUAACAUCAGCCAUGUCACCAUUCAGAUUGAAAGAGAAUAAAUAAAUCAGUUUUAAAAAAUUUUGGGCGACUUGAUUCUUUUAGGGUUUUUUAGUUGUGGGUCAGGUUUAUGUGCAGGGAUUAUGGUUUUAAGAUUUUGUUUUUUCUGUCAUCUUAUUUGGGUUUGUAUCUUACUUAUUGAUGCCAUAAAAUGCACAAAAAAAAAAAAAAAAAAAAAAAAAAAAAAAAAAAAAAAAAAAAAAAAAAAAAAAAAACAUUUGUGUGGGGAAUCUUUAUUGGUUAGAAAUAUGAAUUUAGAUUUUCCCACUUUGUGGAAUGUUUUUAAUUAUCUAUUUAUAACAGAGAUUAUUUAUUGC
Messenger RNA from Lactuca sativa (garden lettuce), 1697 nucleotides. RefSeq names its product metal tolerance protein A1. Gene Ontology annotation, cellular component: plasma membrane; vacuole. The record is from RefSeq and is a predicted model, not a curated record. Gene Ontology annotation, biological process: zinc ion transmembrane transport. Gene Ontology annotation, molecular function: zinc ion transmembrane transporter activity. NCBI's taxonomy places the organism in Eukaryota, Viridiplantae, Streptophyta, Magnoliopsida, Asterales, Asteraceae.